This is a messenger RNA of Eurypyga helias (sunbittern), 1903 nucleotides long. RefSeq names its product insulin receptor substrate 1 (gene IRS1). Lineage: Eukaryota; Metazoa; Chordata; Aves; Eurypygiformes; Eurypygidae. Gene Ontology annotation, biological process: insulin receptor signaling pathway. The record is from RefSeq and is a predicted model, not a curated record. Gene Ontology annotation, cellular component: cytosol; plasma membrane. Gene Ontology annotation, molecular function: phosphatidylinositol 3-kinase binding; insulin receptor binding. The annotation marks the transcript as partial. The transcript has a single exon.
AUGGCUAGCCCCACAGAGAACACCGAGGGCUUCUUCUCGGAUGUCAGAAAGGUGGGUUACUUGCGCAAACCCAAGAGCAUGCACAAACGCUUCUUCGUGCUGAGGGCAGCCAGCGAGUCUGGACCCGCCCGGCUGGAGUAUUACGAGAAUGAGAAGAAAUGGAGACACAAGUCGGGGGCCCCCAAGCGCUCCAUCCCGCUGGAGAGCUGCUUCAACAUCAACAAGCGGGCAGACUCCAAGAACAAGCACCUGGUGGCCCUCUACACCAAGGACGAGCACUUUGCCAUCGCGGCUGACAGUGAGCCUGAACAGGAGAGCUGGUACCAGGCGCUGCUGCAGCUGCACAACAGGGCCAAAGGCCACCACCACCUCCAUCACCACCACCACCACCACCACAGCGAUGUCACCUUUGGGGGCAGCAGUGCGGGGCUGGGGGAAGCGGGCGAGGACAGCUACGGUGAGGUAGCCCCUGGCCCGGCUUUUAAGGAAGUUUGGCAAGUGAUUCUGAAGCCUAAGGGCCUAGGCCAGACAAAGAACCUGAUUGGCAUCUACCGCCUGUGCCUGACGAACAAGACCAUCAGCUUUGUGAAGCUGAAUUCAGAUGCGGCCGCUGUGGUGCUGCAGCUGCUCAAUAUCCGCCGCUGUGGUCACUCGGAGAACUUCUUCUUCAUUGAGGUGGGGCGCUCGGCUGUCACUGGGCCCGGUGAGUUCUGGAUGCAGGUGGAUGACUCGGUGGUGGCGCAGAACAUGCACGAAACCAUCCUGGAGGCCAUGCGAGCCAUGAGCGAGGAAUUCCGGCCCCGCAGCAAGAGCCAGUCCUCCUCCAACUGUUCCAACCCUAUCUCCGUGCCCCUCCGCAGUAGGCACCACGUCAACAACCCUCCACCCAGCCAAGUGGGGCUCAGCCGCCGGUCCAGGACUGAGAGCGUCACGGCCACCUCUCCUGCCGGCGGCGGAGGUACGGGUGGCAAACCCAGCUCUUUCCGGGUUCGGGCAUCGAGUGACGGGGAAGGCACGAUGUCAAGGCCUGCCUCCGUGGACGGUAGCCCCGUCAGUCCCAGUGCCAACCGGACCCACUCGCACAGGCACCGUGGCAACUCCAGGCUCCAUCCUCCGCUCAACCACAGCCGGUCCAUCCCGAUGCCUUCCUCGCGCUGUUCUCCUUCAGCCACCAGUCCAGUCAGCCUGUCAUCCAGCAGCACUAGUGGCCACGGCUCCACCUCGGACUGCCUGUUUCCACGAAGGUCUAGCGCUUCAGUUUCCGGCUCCCCUAGCGAUGGCGGAUUUAUUUCUUCUGACGAGUAUGGUUCCAGCCCGUGUGACUUUCGCAGCUCUUUUCGCAGCGUGACCCCGGAUUCGUUGGGACACACCCCGCCAGCUCGGGGCGACGAAGAGCUCAACUACAUCUGCAUGGGGGGGGGGAAGGCCACCUCCUCCUGCUGCAGCCUGGCAGCCCCCAAUGGCCACUUCAUCCCGCGCACCUGCCACCCACAGCAACACCCCCGCUACCCGAGCACACCCUGCUGUCCUCGAGGGGGGAGCGAGGAGGUUGCCGACUUGGAGAAGGCGUUCAGGAAGCGGACUCACUCCGCGGGCACUUCGCCCACCAUCUCCCACCAGAAGACGCCCUCGCAGUCUUCGGUGGCCUCCAUUGAGGAGUACACGGAGAUGCUGCCUUCCUACCCCUGUGGUGGCAGCCGGCUGCCCUCCUCAGCCUUCGUGCCCACUCACUCCUACCCAGAGGAGUGCCUGGAGAUGCACCACCUCGACGGCGGCCAUCAUCGGACCAACUCCGCCCCGCACACGGACGACGGCUACAUGCCCAUGUCACCCGGCGUAGCCCCCGUGCCCGGCGGCGGGGGGCCCCCCAAGGGCGGCGACUACAUGCCCAUGAGCCCCAAGA